AGUCAACUCCAACUUCCAAGUCAGUAGUGUGUGUGUGUCCGACUCAGGCGGUCUUUUGUCAUUCAAUGAAUCAAUUGUGCCGCGAUUAAUAAUUUACGAUCGUACGAUCGCAGUUGUUUUUUUUAAGUUUUGAAAAAUAUAAUAUUUUUAUAUUGGAAUAUUAAGGAUCAUCCGUCAAAAUGGCAGCCUUCAAUGUCAUUUUAGGCUGUGUUAUGGCACUUCUCGUUAUACUGUUCACGAUAAGUUCUAUCGCCAGAUAUUAUAUAAAGUUUACAUUAUUUAUAGUGCUGUCACUAAUGUUCGCAACAGCGCCUCUACCGUUGAUGUGCUUGAAACCUUUCGACCCGAGAAAUGCUUUGAUUCCAGCAGCACUGCUGCGGUUCACGGCACGAGUGCUGGGGCUGCGAUGGACGGUGCGCGGUAUGGAAAACGUGGACGACAGCAGGGGAGCAGUCGUGCUGCUCAACCAUCAGAGCUCGCUGGACUUGUAUGUGCUGGCAGUGCUGUGGCCGCUGAUGGCGCGCUGCACGGUGGUGGCGAAGCGCUCGCUGCAGUACCUGGUGCCCUUUGGCACCGCCACCUGGAUGUGGGGCACCGUGUUCAUAGACCGCGGCACCCACUCCGCUAAGGCCACGCUGAACAAACAGGCCGAUGCCGUCAGGGAUCAGAAGCGUAAGCUGCUCCUCUUCCCCGAGGGUACUCGUCACUCCAGCGACCGGCUGCUGCCGUUCAAGAAGGGAGCUUUCCACGUGGCACUGGCUGCCGGCGCGCCCAUACAACCAGUCGUUAUAUCCAAAUACCAUCACCUGGAUACGAAGAGACACAGAUUCGGCGCAGGUGAAUUCAUAAUAACGAUCCUGCCUUUGGUCGAGACUGAGGGAGUGAAAAAGGAAGACAUCCAGUCCCUGAUAGAUAUAGUUCAGAAUAAGAUGCAAGAGGAAUUCACCAGGACAUCAGAAGAGACCAAGAUGAUUAAGGCUCAUUAAGAGGUACAAAUAAGUUAUUUAAAGCUAAACCAUUUCAAACCGAAGCUGUGAUAGUUAAGAAUGUAGGUAUCAAUAGAAUAAGAGUUUAUACGGAACGCACCAAUAAAAAUAUUUAUACA
Messenger RNA from Aricia agestis (brown argus), 1105 nucleotides. It is a transcript of the gene Agpat2, whose product is annotated as 1-acyl-sn-glycerol-3-phosphate acyltransferase alpha. Gene Ontology annotation, cellular component: endoplasmic reticulum; membrane. Gene Ontology annotation, biological process: phosphatidic acid biosynthetic process. The coding region runs from base 180 to 986 and encodes 268 amino acids. NCBI's taxonomy places the organism in Eukaryota, Metazoa, Arthropoda, Insecta, Lepidoptera, Lycaenidae. The record is from RefSeq and is a predicted model, not a curated record. Gene Ontology annotation, molecular function: 1-acylglycerol-3-phosphate O-acyltransferase activity. The transcript is spliced from 8 exons.